Messenger RNA from Cicer arietinum (chickpea), 2616 nucleotides. Its product is annotated as S-type anion channel SLAH2-like. Lineage: Eukaryota; Viridiplantae; Streptophyta; Magnoliopsida; Fabales; Fabaceae. Gene Ontology annotation, biological process: transmembrane transport; intracellular monoatomic ion homeostasis. The record is from RefSeq and is a predicted model, not a curated record. Gene Ontology annotation, cellular component: membrane. Gene Ontology annotation, molecular function: voltage-gated monoatomic anion channel activity.
ACUUCAUACCAUAUAUGCAUUUUCAUUCUAAUUUUCCUUCCAAACAUAUUUGGUUUAAAUUCUCUCCUCAAUUUUAUUCUUUUUUUUCAUAUAUAUUUAAUAAAUUCUUUCUUUUUAUUAUUUACUCAUAAUAAAGACAUUUUAUACCAACAUCAUCAGCCUGGUGUUUUCUGCAUCCAGAGAGACCUGAGUCCUCUGGUGGCAGAAAAAAGCUUCAAGGUUUGAGUAGCAUGGAAAAUCACAUGACCCUUGAAAUCAUAGAACAAUCCUCUCCAGGAACACCACCACUAAUUAAGUUUAUAUCAUCAAAUGAAGUUGAUGGUUUUGAUGAUACUUUUCACUCUCAAUUUCCCAGCCCAAAUCGCAAAGAAACUGAAGCAGCCUCACCUACAUGCCAACAAGAUGAACCUUUAGUGAUAAAUCAUCAAAGAAAGGCUUCUGUUUCUAUAAGCAUGCCACUUACUUCUUCUGAAGAUAUUCAACUUCAGCCACUAAAAUCCAAUAAGAAAGUUUUCUUUAGUGGAGAAACUAUUAUCAAAGAUAGUACUGUUCCUAUUACCUUUAAAGUACCACAAACUCAAAGUUCUGGUAAGCCUCCAAAACAAUCAAAAUGUUACUCUCAACCAAUGCCUCCAAAGGGUCAUAAUCAACCUGGAAUCAAAAUGUUUAGGGAUAAGAGAUUUGAUUCCUUUAAAACAUUUUCUGGUGCACUUGAGAGACAGUUAUCGAUUCUUCGCGGAAAGGAACAUGUUGGAGGGAAUUCACAAAAUGAUAACAACACUGCAAGGAACAUUGAUAGGGCUUUACCUGUUGAUAGGUAUUUUGAUGCAUUGGAAGGUCCUGAAUUAGAAACUCUUAAGUCUUCAGAAGAGAUAAUGCUACCUCAUGACAAGAAAUGGCCGUUUCUUCUUCGGUUUCCCAUUUCAUCGUUCGGUAUAUGCCUCGGAGUUAGCAGCCAAGCAAUACUAUGGAAAACAUUAGCAACAUCUCCUUCAACAACAUUUCUUCACAUAAGUCCCAAAAUAAAUCUAAUCUUAUGGUGCAUCUCAAUGGUACUUGUUGCUACCGUUUUUACAGUCUAUCUUCUCAAAAUCAUUUUCUACUUCGAAGCUGUUCGUCGGGAAUACUACCAUCCGAUUCGUGUUAACUUCUUCUUCGCGCCAUGGAUAGCUCUCUUGUUUUUAGCACUUGGUGUUCCACCAUCUGUUAUAGAAAACCUCCAUCAUUCUCUAUGGUACAUUCUAAUGGUACCAGUGUUUUUCCUUGAGCUGAAGAUUUACGGACAGUGGAUGUCGGGCGGACAAAGGAGGCUGUCAAAGGUAGCAAACCCUUCAAAUCAUUUAUCAAUUGUUGGAAAUUUUGUAGGUGCAUUACUUGGUGCAACUAUGGGACUAAAAGAAGGGCCUAUUUUCUUCUUUGCUAUUGGACUUGCUCAUUACAUUGUGUUGUUUGUGACUCUUUAUCAAAGACUUCCAACUAAUGAGACAUUACCUAAAGAGUUGCAUCCUGUGUUCUUUCUGUUUGUGGCUGCACCUAGUGUUGCUUCAAUGGCUUGGGCUAAGAUUCAAGGUUCCUUUGAUAAUGGAUCAAGGAUUGCUUAUUUCAUUGCAAUUUUCCUUUAUUUCUCACUGGCUGUCAGGAUCAAUUUCUUCAGAGGAUUCAAAUUCUCUCUUGCAUGGUGGGCUUAUACUUUUCCAAUGACAGGUGCAGCAAUAGCAACCAUAAGAUACUCAAACCAAGUCCCAAAUAGUGUUACUAGGACACUUUGUGUUGUGUUGGCUCUCAUCUCCACAUUCACAGUCACAACACUUUUUGCAUCAACUAUAUUGCAUGCAUUUGUGUUUAGAGACCUUUUCCCUAAUGACAUUGCCAUUGCAAUAAGUGAUAGAAAGAGGAAACCACAUAAGAACUGGUUAGGUUUUAGAUAUGGAAGUCAAGACUCUAAAGAGAUUGAAAAUUACUUGAAGUUUGUCAACACUGAGGAAAAUAGUUUGGAUGAUUCUAAAACACCACCAUCCUCUGGUGGCACAGAUAAUUCACCAUUCUAAGGAUAUUUGUUGGCAGGUUUCUUAAAAAAGGAUCCACGACGAUCUGGGUUGUGACAUCAGGGUUUUUGAUGUCUCAGCGUAUGAUCUCAAUUCUCCACGAUAUCAAAGAUCAUGAUGCAAAUCUUGUUUUGUUGGUAUGCCAAUAUACGGAUAUUUGUUGGUGGAUUUUAAAAAAAAAGGGUCCACGACGAUUUGGGUUGCAACAUCAGGGUUUUUGAUGUCUUAGCACGUGAUCUUAAUUCUCUACGAUAUCAAGGAUCGUGAUGCAAAUAUUGUUUUGUUGGUAUGAAAUAGUCAAUUAUAAAGUCAUUUAUAAAAGACAAGAAAUUUUUUGUGUGUUGCAUGUAAUAAAAUAAUCUUUAAGUAGUCAAGCAUGUGAGGAACAAAAGUAGGAGAGUAAUUUUUUUAAUGUUCCAAUGACCAUGUGUAGUAAUAUAAGUAGAAUAUGAAGGUAUGUGUAGGGUGAGUAUAUUGUUGAAGUAAAUAUUUCCUUCCUACUUUGUAAGAUAUAAGUGAGGUGUUAAUAUAAUUGAGUAGAUAAUCGUAUUAUCCUUUGAGGCAAAAGAAA